UUGUUCGCCCGAUGCUCUAAUUUCACGGGGACAAUGGGGAACACGAAUUCAACGUGCGAACGGUGGAAGUCAAGGGAUUAAAGGGACGCCUGAAUAGGUGUUCCGAAUCUACUUAAACCGAUAGAAAACUCCGCCCACUGGACCAUGUCAACGAUCUGCUUCGUGUGCAACCUGCCGAUCCUGAGCCAUCAGGUGUGCCUGGAAUGGAAGGGUGGGAACGGAUGGGACGACCUCGUGCGCGAACAGGUGGAGGAGUCCACUUUGAAGCAACGACUCGGAACCGGAAGACGCGACUCAACUACACAGAUCUCGCCGCCGAACGAGGCUCAUGACGCGCUGCCGACAAAUCAGCGCCGUCGCCGGUCCAGUUUGGCCCAGCUGACGGAUAUCCUGAGGGAACUGAGCGGCGGCAGCGGUUCCGGGAAGGCCAACCGCGGGAACAAGCUCUGUCGACGCGAGACGCUGGCGGACAUCGCGAAGUCCAUGCGCUGGUCCAGGCAAACGACGGACGCGAGUCACUUGGAGAGACUUCGCAAACGACGAGAGAGCUCCGUGGAUAGCAGGAUCACGAGCCAGGCGUCGACAAAAUCGAGAAGGGAGUCGACGAUCACCGACCUGAAGAACGAUAUCGUUAAACUAUGGAGCAAGAAGAACACGACUCAGCAGCAGCAGCAAGCGCCGAAAGUCAUUUCACCUACACCUCGACGCGAUUCCGAGUGUUCGAGGAAUUCGCGACGUGGUUCAGGGGAAAGCGCAAGAUCUAGAAGAGACUCAGUGGUCGCUGGACAGACCCCUAGUCCUGGUGAACGGAAACACAACUGCCGGCACCAUAGACGCAGACAAUCGCAGCAGUCAAUGGACGGCAGCACUGUCGUGACGCCGCCGAAAUAUGACAGACUCGAUCAAAGACCAAGUGCCUCUAGCACCGAUAGCACUGGCAGUAACGCUAUCAGAGAACACUUAGAAACCAGAAGCUCGAUAGAAAAAUGCGACCGGUCGAGCAGCAUCGAGAAGCCAAGUCUGACAGUCGACACCAAAACUGUCACGCUGACUACCACAACCACCACUACCACGACGUCCACCAUCAAUGGUAAGACGCCGGUCACCUCGUCCGUCGAAUUAAAGACGUCAACGAUGUCAACCUCGACGAUGGCCACCAUGACAUCCAUGUCUACCACAUUGGCUCCCGACAGCAAAUACUUGAGCCUAGAAUCGUCGAUCACUCCCCCAACGAUCGUCAUGUCGUCGGUGACACCUCCGUCGAUCUCGCCGACGGCUGGCAGAGUCCUUCCGCUUCCGGGAACUUCGACAUCCGGCGGCUCCAGUCCCGUCAGCUCGCCCAACGUCAACACGCCGACGCAUCCUUUAGCCAGUACCAGGAGAGACUCGACUACUCAGUGUUAUUACAAGGCGAAGGAAGCGUACACGAACAAAGCGUCGAGACUGAUACGGCAAGCAGCGACGAUAGACGAGUCGAUGCCACCUGCAGGACGCCGCGGGAGUCAGCCGACGUUAUCACCUGAUCCCGACGAAGGAGGACGGAGGGCUCGUAGGGACUCAUUAAGCCCGGAUUCCGCUUCUUAUCCGAGGCGACGCGACUCGAAGAGCCAUCUGAGCCCGGACAGGAACGUCGAUAAAAGGGAUCUCAGGAGGCAGUCGGCGUCAAUGGCCGGCCGGCCACCCAGGUCUGCUAGUAGGACACGUCGAUCGCCGGACGGCUCAUCCUGUUCCUCGAGGGAGCCGAGUCCUUGCGCUCGAGCGUCAUCGAGGAGCGCGCAACAGGCUCCGAUCGUGCGAAGACAGUCGGUGACGGAUGAAAUAAUGAUGGCCCGCGGUUUUUGGCGACAAAACACCACGGAAGAGAUGAUACGUUUGAGGAACUUUCGUAAACAGAGCUCGCAGAGCGACGAGGCAGUUCAACGAUUUCGAGGGCGGAGAGACAGCUCGGCGCAAAUCACGGACGGCACGUUGGCAUCGAUGACGGUCGAGACGUCGAGCACCGUUUUCGACAGUAGUACGCAAACUGAGCCGUCGCCGUUGUACGACAACAAUCACUACCAUGAGGAAUGCUCAAAAUGUAACAGCUGCGGCGUGAAUCUCACGGGACCGAAACAGAAACAGGCAAGACGAUUUAAAAAUCAAAUACUUUGCGAUCUUCACUUCGCUGACGUGGCGCUGAUGGAGUGCUCGGACUUCAUGCAGCAAUUGCGCAGCUUCAAGCCACAAAGUUUAGGCUGCGCAGUUGCGAGAAGGAAAUCAUCGACCACGCUGAUCUUCCCGUUGCCGUCGCAGGCGUGCGUAGAGGAGUUCUGCAGCGAUUACCCGCACAAUCUGGAGCCGACGCCCGGCUACUGGAUCGAGUGCUCGCGGCAGCAGAUCAGGCCCCACAAGCUCUGGAACGAAAGCGAGAGCGGCGAUGGGACCGAUCCAGAACAAGGCGACGAUGAGCCUGGUCCAAGGCGGCACGAGGACGACAGUUACUGUUUCUACGAGGAGCCGGAAGUGGAAACGGACGAGAUGCCCAGGAAGAAGACCACCAUCGAGGAGCAAUGGGAGAAGAACCAGGGAUUCGAGCUCACGUCCGUCGAGCAGGAGACUUACGAGAAGUACUUCUACCAGCGCGAGCACUGGAACUACUUCACUAACGACGAGGAUCUCGGCCCGGUGAUAUUGAGCAUUAAGCAGGAGACGCUGAACAACCGAGAUCAGUUCAGAAUCCUCGUCAGGGCCAUUAGCUAUACGGUCCAUGGCCUGAUACCUGCCAGCUGCGUCUUUGCUGAUCGGUACAACCGCGAAGCAGUUGUCCGCAGCCUCGGCGAAGAGGUGAACGUGAAACCAGCCCUGACUCUGGGUCAGUUACCAGACACUCAAGAGGAGCUGCUCAAGUUGGAUCAAGUGUUUAUAAAGUCGGAGCUGAAGGUUGGCGUGAUUUACGUUCAAGAAGGCCAGCUCACCGAAGAGGCGAUCCUCGACAACAACGAGAAUUCACUAUUCUUCGAAGAGUUCCUGCAAAUCCUCGGCGAUAAAGUACGGUUGAAGGGUUUCGACAAGUACAAGGGCGGUCUGGACACCAUCCACGAUCUGACCGGCUUGUACUCUGUCUACACGAACUGGAGGGGCAUCGAGAUCAUGUUCCACGUUUCCACGAUGUUGCCUUACGAGAAGAACGAUCCCCAGAAGCUCCAACGAAAGCGACACAUCGGCAACGACAUAGUGUGCGUCGUGUUCCUAGAAGCCGACAACACUCAGUUCAACCCGGCGUGUAUAAAAUCGCAUUUCCUGCACACGUUCAUUCUGGUGCGCGUCAGCCCGCGUAUAAAAAGAAAAGUUACUAGAUACGAGGUGUCCGUUGUAACAAGGGACGAAGUAGGCGCCUAUAAGCCAUACCUGUGGGAACAGAAUGUCUUUGAGAAAGGACCGAUGUUCCGCGAAUGGAUUCUAACGAAAAUCGUGAACGGAGAAAGGGCGAGCUACUCGGCACCAAAGUUUGCACGAAUGCAAGAAAGGACGCGGAGUCAACUGCUGGAAGAUAUCGUGACCAAUUUGGCCAAUCACGCGGAGACUGGAGAAAUUCCGAAACCAUAUAGGCGUGGUUCUUGGAGACCAAUCGGUCACAUGAGACCAUCCUCGCCACUUUUGGAUUCAGUCAGAGACCAAUUUGAGGAUUAUGAUCAGCUUUCGAAGGAUUUCACGCGGGUCUUCUUGAACAACGAAGGCAACGCCAUGUUGAAUGCAAAUUUGUUCGACGUGACCUUCUUUGUGUCUGGAUACCAGAAGCAGAGGGUCAAAUUCAUUGGCGUCAGAGCUAUUCUGGCGGUGAGAAGCAGUGUGUUUCAAGAAAUGCUGUACGGAAUUCAACCAGGUUUCGGAAGCCCUCAGGUGCCGGUCGCUGAAAUGCUCGCCAGACCAGCACCCACUUUGCUCAGCCCACAAAAACCGCGAAGUUCGAACUUCCUUCAAGUUCCUGACAUGGAGACUCCCAGACCUAAAAGUGUGCCGCCCUCGCCGAUGAUGAAACGCGCGUUCUCGAAGUUCUUUGGCUUCCAAAGCGGCUCGGGAAGAAGCAUGCGGAAGGACAGCGACGGCAGCACCCUGCAAUCCGAGGAUCGGAAACGCUGGGCAAGUUCCCAGGAUUGCAGCAAAGACAAAGAGGCAAAAGAAAAAGAAAAAGCUGCUCAGCAGCUAGCAGCGCCAAGGCUCAGCGUGUUCGUCAACGCGCAGAAGGUGGACAGUGCAAAGUUAGCGCAGACGGAGUUUAACAUCGUCGAAUUCGAUCCAGAAACAUUCAGAAUCCUUCUGGACUACUUGCACACUGGUUCCUGUCCUCUAACCUGCAGCAACAUACCUGGUCUGAUCUCCGCGGCAGAGCACUAUGACCUGCCCGAUCUUCUUCAGGCGUGUUUCCAUCACGCGAAACAGUUUCUGCGGAUCGAGAUCGUUUGCGUGAUGCUCUGCACACUGGAGAACUACUACUGGCGGUACGAAUCAGCAAGAGAACUAUUCAACAUGAUCCUCGCGUUCAUCAAGACCAGAGCUAACCAACUGUUCAAGAACUCGGGAUUCUUGACACUGAGCGAGUCCGUGGUGCAGAUGAUCAUGGGCAGCAACCUCGAGGUCGAGGAGAUCGCGAAGUUCGAGGCAAUGCUGAGCUGGGCAAAACACAGGAUCAAGACCAAGACGAAGAUCUCUGACCCGAAGUUGGAGUUGAAGUGCAUCAUGGAGAGGCUCAGUAAAAAUCUGGAGCUUUGUAGGAUAUCGCCGCAGGAGCUCAUAAGGAUCGUCCUACCAUCACACGCGAUCAGAAACGAGAAUAUCCUGAAGACGCUCACGCAGCAAGCGGACACCGGCGUGUACAAGAACGUAGACGCGUGUUUGAAAACGUACGAGAAGAACGUGCAGAACCAGAAGAGCUUCGACUGCGGAAUGUAAGAAAUACGCGUGGAAAAUAUAAAUUCUUUCAAACCCUCGUAGAUGGGAAAAGAAUCAACGUGUACCUGAGAAGUAGACUCUAACCGAAGGUUCGCCAUGAUCAAAUAGCGACGCUUGUGUUCCACACAGAACAAAAGGAAAAAGAAAACAAUAUUUCAGCCACGACUUCAUCGUCUAGAUAAUCACUCAGAGAAAACGCUUCGAGAGUUGUGAUGAUCGAUCGCCUCGGAAAUCCGAAUCCCGUCUGUUUUCCGGGAAACUCGAAUCGCUGAGAAUUCGUUUAGGCCGCGUGUCAACUGGAACGAAGUUCUCGGUCGGUGUUUUUAAAAAAAAGAACGAAAAACCGCGAGGGGUUCACGAAGCCUGAUGUAACAGUGAGACCAUCGACGAAAGUCUCGCUUCGGGCUUCCUCGAGCGGAAUUGUAAUCAGCUUUCACGUCUGUCGCGCGACGUAGAUGUCUUAGCUCGUAAGAAAAAUCGUUUUCGCCCCGAUCACCGAUCAUCCGCAACGAAAAUAUAAAAAGCGACGCUUCCCUUCGCGAAAGGGAACGAGAGGGAGUCUUCGAUCGUGUUUCGAGAAGUUUCAUCGAUUCGGCGGACGAUCGAAUUUGGAGAAAUGCACAAAUUUCAUAUCGUUUUAGGGAUAAAGGUGAGAGCGAGGUUUAGUCGAUUAAUUAAUCGAGCGAAGAACUGAGGCUUAGAGUCGAUUAGACGAAGCGAAUUAAUUAGAGAAAUCGUGCGAUCGUGUCUGGAUGCGGUGAAAGUAGUGUAGCCGCCAUUUUAUGGCGCUGCGAUCGCUCGGCGACCAUCUUGUAGUCGUACCGGACCGAGAGAACAGAGGGAAUACGAAUAGUUUUUCGUCCAGAAUGCGAAACAGUAUCGAAACAGAGAAGUUUCCGAAAGAUAUUUGCCGGCGACGAGAAGCCGAACAUGACAAUCUGUAUCAUAAACAACAAGAUUAGAAGAAAAACUGAAAAAUAAAAAAAGUAAACGCGAAGACAAGGGGACGCUAACUAUUAGUUACGGUAUUACACGAUAAGGGAACUAACUGGUAAGCUUGAAUGAAUUUACCGUACAUGCAUAUAUGAAUAUAUAAAUAUAAAUAUAUACAAGUACACGUAUAAGGGCGACGCUAAUGAUAACAAUAAUACUAAUAAAACGAUAAGAGUACGAGUAAAGUAAAUAGUAAUAUAAAACGACGUUGAUGUUGAUUGUGGAAUUCAAAAUGAGGCGACGAAGAAACAAAACUAAGGGGAAAAAAGAAAAAAAAACUUAUGAAAAAAGUAUUCGAAGUCUGUUCUGUUUUCUAUCGUAGUUUUUGUAUCUUCAAUACUCUAAGACAGAAAUUCUAAAAUUCACGAGAGCAAGCUGGAAAGAUAUAUAUAUAUAUAUAUUAUAUACAUGCAUAUAAUGAAUAUACGAAAUGUCGAAAGGAUUGAGGCGACGACUCCUCGUUUCUGACCACCAUACGACGAUCGACGAGACAACAAACGUGAUUUGUUCAUGGUUUUAUUCACGUUUAAGUUGUUUUGUAUUCAGCAAUGUGUCAUACGAAUAUUAUUUACUUAGAGGAUGUCCAGAAAUCGAUUAACAGGUCUGAAAUGUAAUUGUUACUGUGAAAGCCCGAUAUUUGAAAAUGUUAAAUUUCUCCGGAAAAUUCUAACAUUUAUCAACUAAUAUCAGUAUCGAUUCCAAAUAUUAUAAAAUUAAUAUUUAUUUCGUACUUUUACGAAGACAGUUGGAAAAUCUUAACCCUUGGCAGUCGAAAGCAACUCUCCGCCAUUUGGUUUGAUGCCGAACGAUUCAAAAGUUCAAUAUUCAAUAUUAAAUUCUGUAGAAUGCAUUGAAAUAUUGAUUAACCGAUUGAAAUAUUACAAUAAAAUAGCUGUUCUUUAAUUUAUAUAUAAUUGUUCUUUUCGUUAAAUACUAGAUGUUUAUUUCAAAUGAAACAACUUUCGAAUCCAAAGGUUAACAUUUACUAUAACCUAAACCAAAUUCACACCAGACCAAUAACAAAUAACUCUUACUAUGAUUUAUUGGUAAAUCCUAGAAUUUGCUUGAAAAAUCUAACAUUUCUCAGUAUUGAAGCUUCUACGGUAAUUCAAACUGACCCGACUCAAUCGCUACACCUUAAACACAAAGCAAGAAAGAAGCAAAAAGAAUACAAAACACACGGAAUUCCGAAUGACGAUAAUAUUAUUCUGUUUGUCCUUCCAUUUUUCCUCUUCCACGCUAUCCCCUCAAAAAAAGUAUGUCCCUCGCCAAGAAAAAAGGAAUACAGCCAAUCAGAAGAUAUUUUUUAAACGCGUUUUUAAUACCCGCUCGUCGUAGAUUUCGUUUCGUUGCACAGAGCAACGGUAGAAGUCGCACGAGGAGUAACAGUGUAACGAAGGAAGCGUUGAAGAGAAAGAGGAAGCUAACCGAAAAAAAAAGAAAGAGAGGUCAUUCAUCGAUUCCCCGGCGCGGGGGAUCGUCCAACUGUUAAGUGUCUUAUUGUUCAGGCAAGCGGCUGGACGAAAGUAGCACUUUGUUUCGUUAUUUUUUUUCCCCUCGAAGAAAGCACUGAGAACUAUCGCUUAGUAAUCGGCGGCUCCGGUGGAUCCGUGGAUCCGGUGACGUCAAAUCGGUCGCGCUCGGGUAGACAGAGGAAAUGGCUAUUUGUAAUAUUUUUACAGUACCGUAGAGCCGAGGGGCGCCCAAGCGCGAUCGAAGAGACGGCCGAGCGGGACUGCCGAACCUAAAUUAAGGUAACAUUAAUAUGCAACCGCAUGUGUAGCCGUAAAACAAGCAAAAAGACAAAAAAAACGUGUCGUUGUAAACGUGAACUCGUUUGUAAAAACGAAGUGUCGAAUUCGAUGUGCGACGAUCGGUCACGAAACGGUCGACUCUUUUUUCCGGCGUGGAUCUUUGGGUGAUAGAUCGACGUUGACGCGCUGUCAGACGAUGAACGAAUAUUUUAAAAACGAUAUUGGUCAUUCUUCUUUUGCCAGAGAAGAGAUUUGUGUAAUUGGAAAAGUAAUUCGAUUGACAUAUAGAAUUUUCGCAAUUGGUUAAUUGCAAUUGAAACUAAAUACAUUGAAUGGAUUGCAAUUAGUUAAUGGAAAUUAAAAUUUGUAUGAUUAAAUGAAUUGCAGUUAGUUCAUUGUGAUUAAAUAAAUUGUAAUUAUAUUAAUUCAAUUAUGAGACAUAAAAUCGUAACUGUAAGAACGUAGUAUUACACGGUUAACGAAUGAACGUGGUAUUACGAUAUUUACAGUUCUUAUUUAUCAAUACUGAUUUGUUCAUUAGAUAUUAGUGUUAAAUUGUUACCGAAUAGUACCUAAUUGAGUAUUUCUGCCAACAUUCAAUUUAACAUUAAUCAGAGAUAGCGUGGUACUGUCCGAUUAUUCGUUUGACGCAUAAACCUCACCGAUACGUGAAUCUAAACAUUUACUUGUCGCGUAUAAUCCUUUAAGACUUCAAUAAGAAUACGUAGUAUUGUCGCAUUCGUCGCUGGUCGAUAAAAGUAGAUUAAUAUUUACAAUCUAUGAUUCAUCGCUGGUCGAUACAAAAAUAACUGCCGUAUGAUUCGCGAUUUAAGCAAUAAAGUUGUAUAAUAUUCUUUCCAAGAAUUGUCUUAAAUUCUUCACAAAUUUAACAUUUAAAAAAUCUGUAAUCCAAAUACAAAAUAUUUAAAUUCAACUUACUAUAUAUUUACAUUUACACCAAACAAAGUCAAGAUAAUUUACAUUUGGUUUAUUUCCAAAGGUGCAAUGACUAAUUCCACAAAAAUGAAUAAAUUAUUCGAAGACGUAUUCAACACGUUGACUGCCACGAGAAUUUUCGAGCGUUCCGUAUAAUAUUACUUAUUCUUUAGUAAAGAAUAAAGUAAUAAAUAAUUUACUAAUGUAACAAAGGUAAAUGGUACUAGAAUUAAUUAUCAAUGACUUGGUACCACAGUUCUUAAGUUAUACUUUUAUUUAGUUGUCCAUGUGACUAAAUAUUUUUUAAAUAAAACUUUUUAUUACAAUUGUUUUCAAGCAAUUUAGAAGCUGAUCAGUGACCACCAUGACGGUCAACGUGUUAAUAUUUUCAUUUAUAUCUCAGGAUCGUAGUACUACGCGACCGUUAACGACCGAUAAACCUUUCGCGGACAGCGCGUCAACGAUCGGCGCCCCUUCGAUCGAAAAGUGACGUGAUCAACGUCCGAAACUUCCCGUCGCUAUGCUCUCGCGUUAUCGUUCAUCUUCGUAAGUGCGAACAAACAGGUAGACUUUCUGCAACACACGUCGUUCACGUUGGCUGGGGACGGAAAAUUCGAAAGUAUCUUAGAAACUUUUGUCAAGGGAUACACCGUGAGUUGGCCGUGUGUUCGUCGAACAAGAAUAUUCCCCGGCGGACUGUGUGUUGCUCGAAAUUCUACUAACUCAGUGUGUAAGCGUAGAUGUUUUAGUGUGUGAUCGAAGUGUUAACAAUGGAUCGCUGUAUCGAAUUAUAAGGCGCUCCCGGGGUCAUGGAAAUGGCGGAGGACUCGUUUGACGCAGCACACGGUGAAUACAUUGGCACAAAAGGAAUUCGAAAGUAUUUCGAAUGGAUAUAUUUAUAAUGGAAAUGUUGUACUCGAAGAAUAAUAGGUUCUUUGAAAUUUCUGUAUGAAUAAUUGAG
Messenger RNA from Nomia melanderi (Alkali bee), 9573 nucleotides. Lineage: Eukaryota; Metazoa; Arthropoda; Insecta; Hymenoptera; Halictidae. The record is from RefSeq and is a predicted model, not a curated record.